UUUUAUAUCCGGUACUGGUAGUUCGAAAUCAGGAACAUUUGUAGACUCCCUAAUAGAAGCAUAUGAGCACCACACACCAAUGGAAAACUUCAUCCUCUAUGAUGAGAUUGGCAGAGGGAGUAAAUCGGUGGUGUAUAAGGGGAGAAGGAAAGGAAGCAUUUACUUUGUGGCAAUAAUCUGCUGCGAAAAAUCAAAGAGAGCAGAAGUGACCAACCAUGUGCGACUGACCCACACCAUUAAACAUGAGAAUGUUGUUUCCUUCCAUGAGUGGUAUGAGACCAGCAACCAUCUCUGGCUGGUGGUGGAGCUUUGUACAGGGGGCUCUUUGGAGGCAGUCAUCUCUCAGGAUGAGUGUCUGUCUGAGGAUGUUGUGAGGGUUUUCGCUCUUGAUCUCGUCAAAGGCCUGAAACACAUCCAUGAUUGUGGCAUCAUUUGCUGUGACAUCACUCCUGCAAAGAUCUUGCUGGAUGGCCCCGGCACACUGAAGUACUCCAACUUCUGCCUUUCCAAAGCAUACGGAGAGAGCCUGGAGGACAUUGUUCGACGAGCUAUGAUGUCAGAGGAAGGAGGAGGAGGAGGAGGUGGAGGAGGGGGAGGAGGGGGAGGUGGUGGUGAGGGUGGAGAAUCCACACCUAGAAAAAAAUUCAAAAACCGAAUUCAAGGAUCUCCAGUGUACUGCGCACCAGAACUGGUGCAGGGAGAAGACUCUACUUUUGGCAGUGACCUCUGGUCCUUGGGGUGUAUACUGUAUGAGAUGUUCACAGGAAAGCCACCAUUUUAUUCUGAUAGUUUCUCAGACCUGAUUGAGCUCAUUCUACAUGAGGACGUUCCCUCCCCGAGGCAAAAGGGAACGACCGCCUGCAAGCCCACCUUGGAGUUUGAGGGCCUGCUGAAUGGACUGCUUCAGAAGGACCCUAAUAAGAGGAUGGACUGGGAUCAGCUACUCUCUCACUCCUUCUGGAAAGGAGCUUUUUGGGGGGAGCUGAGUGGUGAGAGUGAGGAGGCAUUGGACAACUCCAGUGGUAUGGAGCAGUGUGAGGUACCUCCCCCCAGCGAGGAGUCGCCAAGUGACCUCAUUACAGUGACCUCACAGGGAACAGGAGAGGUGCGGGAAGGGGCGGGACCAAUCAGACACAGCAGCCAAGCCCUCAGCAAGUCGUUUGGAUUAGGCAGCGUGGCUGAUAUCAGACCAAAGAGUGCACUCGAUGGCGAGGCCAGGGAGUCCAUUUUCCUCCUCAGCUCCCGGGCAACUCCCCGAACAAGUGCGGCUUCAAGAGAGACUGUACCAAAGACCAUCCAAACGCAGGGGAACAUGUUUGGACUCAGGGAUGUGACCUCCUGUGUAAAGGACCUGGUAUACACCGACAAUGACUUGAUCGUGACUCCCAUCAUCGACAACCCCAAGAUUAUGAAGUCACCUCCGGUGAAAUUUGACUCCAAAACAUUGAUUGUUCCUGCACACCCAGCUGACAGACUGUCGUCGAUGUGCGCCCAGGACUGGGGCGCCUUCGUGCAGCAGCUGUGCGGCGCUCUGGAGCCGGGCGAGAGGUCGGGCGGGACGGUGCGCUCCAAGCUCAACCUGCUGUGCUAUCUGUGCACCGUGGCCUGCCACAGGGACGCUGCCACCCGGCUGCUCAACUCCCCGCUGCUGCAUUUACUGACCCAGCACCUGCGUACGGCUCCAAAUUUGGAUGUGAAAGCCAAGGUGAUGCGUCUCAUUGGGCUUCUGGCCUCACACUGUGUGGAGCUGAAGAACGAUACCCCUGUCACAGAGGCCCUGCACGCCUUCACAGAGCUGGUGCGGGAGAACUUCCGGAACAGCAAGCUGAAGCAGUGCCUGCUGCCCGCCCUCGGGGAGCUGCUCUACCUCAUCGCCAGUCAGGAGGAGAAGAGAGAGAGCCCAGGAGGACUGUGGGCUGUUCCUGCCGCCGCCUACACCGUGUUAACCAGGUGCCUUCGGGAAGGGGAGGAGCUGGUGGUGCACCACAUGGCUGCCAAGAUUGUGGAGAACGUCUGCACAACAGUGUCCCAUCAUGCCCAGGGCUUCAUCACCGGCGAGAUCGGCCCUACGCUGUGGUACCUGUACACUCACUCCACUGUGGAUGCCCUGAGGGUCACUGCCAUAUCGGCCCUGUGCAGGAUCACCCGCCACUCCGCCAGCGCCUUCCAGAGCGUCAUCGACCAGGUGGGGCUGCCCGCCAUCCUGAGCAGCCUGGGGUCGGGCAUCGGCCGCGUGCAGCAGCAUAUGCUCACCAUGUUCGCCGCCAUGCUGUCGUCCAGCUCGCACCUGCAGCGCCUCGUCCAGGACAAGGACUUUGUGACCAGGAUGAUCCGCUCGUUGGAGAGUCCGUCCUGCAUGAUUCGAGGAAAGGCCUUCCUGGUUCUGGUUCAGGUUCUGAUGAACAACCGUGAGAUGCUGCUUUUCUGCUGUAACUCCAGGCUGGUGAUGUACAUUGAAAGAGACGUCCGAAAGGCCACACCGGGGAGGGAACAACAAAGCAGCAAUGAAUACCUGUCAAAAUGCCUGGACCUGCUCAUCCGUCACAUCGUGCAGGAGCUGCCGGGCAUUCUGGGUGACAUUUUAUCCGUGCUGGGGAACAUCGCGGGGCGCAAACAUCCAUCAACCAUUCAAGCUAAGCAGCUGAAGCAGUGCCUGCCAAUGAUGGGUGUGGUGCUACAUCUUCUCAGCUCACAGAUAUUCAGGCCGCAGGUGGUGACAGAGGAGUUUCUCAUAAAAUUUGGGGCACUCCUGCACCACAUCACAGCCAUAGACUCUUCCGGAACCAGCUUAGAGAGAGCUGUAGGGCAGACCGCCGCGGAGGAGCUGAUCAGGAGCACACUGUCGGCCGUGGAGGCCAUUACCCAGCAUCCCUCUGUGAUGACGCCUCAUCAGUCCGCUGUUGUGGAUUCCAUCCUGCCUCCUUUGACUUCACUGGCAUUUAGCAAAAAUGUGGAAUGGCGGAUCCUCAGCCUGAGGGUGCUCUCAGAAAUCACUCUGCUGUUGCUCAGCCAGGAGUCUCCGCAGGAGGGCAGGGCCUGUGCCUCAAACAGACUGCUGUCACUCAUCACUGAGGCCCUGCUUCCACAAUAUGAGUCUCUCCUUCUUGAACCUGAUCCAGUCCCAGUCUAUGCUGUGAAGCUCCUUGUGUCUCUUACAGAGCAUGACUCGCCUGUCAGCAAGCUCAUCGAGAAAAGCCCCCUGCUCCCUGCCAUCUUCCAGGUUAUCUCGGAGCACCAGGUGAACCCAAUGGGUGGCACCAUGCAGAAUGCUGUGGCUCUCCUCUGCAACCUGACUGGACACAGGGAUGCCAAUCUACAGCCUUUCUACCAGGAAGGGCUGGUGGAGCUGCUCCAGAGUGUGCUGGUAGAUGUGGGGGCUCUGUACCUGCUGGGUGAGGAGCAGGGCGGCCUCAAAGCCAGCUCGGAGCUCCUAUCCUUACUGGAGAUCCUGCAAUGCAUGCUGAGGAGCACCUCCACCGUGGUGCGGCAGGCCCUCCAGUCAGAGAAAGGAGAGGAUACCCAAGCUGCAGAGGGCCUCCUGCUUCUCAACAAGCCACUGACAGACCUCAUCAGCCUGCUCAUCGAGAUGUUGCCGAGCGGGGACCCGGAGGUGUACGAGGUGGCCAGUCAGUGCCUGUCCCUGCUGCUGCAACUGUACGCGGGGGACAGCCUGGACUCUCUGCGCCCCGGAAACAUCCGGAGCCUGAGCCGCGCGCUGGAGCAGCAGCCCCUCCCCAAACAGCAGCGGCUGCUCCUCAGGGUGGUGAAACGCCUCGUGGGUCCCGCCGUGUCCGCUCACACGAUCACCUGCAGGGGGAGCAGUGCUGAGGAGCUGGAGGAGGAGGUGCCUGAACUGGUGCAGGUCCUGCAGAGACUGGCUCAGUCGCACAGGUCCCACAGGGAACUCAACAACUCUUCACUUGCCACAGAAAUACUGAAAUGCAUCGGAUCCUAGAGGAGUCGAGCUAACCCAAGGACUUUGUUCUUCAGUGUAUAGUUAAUUUAUGCUAAACUUAUUUCAAAUGGUUGUAAUAAAUUUGUUUUUGGAUUA
Molecule: messenger RNA, 4051 nt
Organism: Conger conger (European conger)
Lineage: Eukaryota; Metazoa; Chordata; Actinopteri; Anguilliformes; Congridae
Gene: ulk4
Product: unc-51 like kinase 4
Exons: 37
Coding region: 80-3955 (1291 amino acids)
Biological process (GO): protein phosphorylation
Molecular function (GO): protein kinase activity; ATP binding
Source: RefSeq, a predicted model, not a curated record